CCGUGUGGGAGACUCCCAAUGUGCUUACUCUGCAGUUCACCUGCUUCGUUUCGAGUGUAACUUGUGGCAUAGCGGAAUCUGUAUCGCCAGUUUUCGAAACCCAACUGCAGUGGGCGAUUGGUAGGAGCUAAAAUUCCAUAAGAAAAUUACCACGGACCACACCAACGCAGUCUAUGCUAUACGCCAACACUUUCCGACGUUCGACGCAUCGGAUGCACUCCAUCCCGUAGUGCACUGGUAGUUUCAAUAGUCCAGUCGUACGAACAGGUCCACCACAGCGCGCCAGGAGGGAACCAUAAACGAUGGAUAAUUGCCACAACUAUGCGACCACAUCGAAAAAGAAACGUAUUCCGAUCUCCGACGACAUACACAUAAUCAUCAAAAAAUUUCGUGACAAGGACAAGCAUGAUGAAAAGCCAUCCACUUCCGGUGACCACGACUAUGACGAUGAUCACAGCAUGGAUUCGGAGGAGCUGCGACGAGUGCGGCACCAGGAACCGUCAUCUUCGUCAACGUUGGUUGGCAUUACUACAAACAGUAACAGCAACAGUACAACAUGCGCCUCCGUUGGAGGAACUUUGCAGACGGUCGGUCUCGGAAAUAGCCACACAGUGCAGGUGCAGUUGCAAGCACAGCAGCAACAAAUCAUCUCGCUCGGACAGCAGUCCGUGGGAGUGGGCGGUUCGCUCUCAUCGAACAGCGGCGCCGGUCUAGCAUGCCAAAGCAGCAGCAAUGUCGGCUCUCAGUCGGAAGACAUUAAGCAGAUACUGAAAAAGCUGUCCAAUAUCGAGGAGCUACUGAAGAUAGUGGCCGAACAGAGUCUAACUCGUCUAACGGCGCUGAAGCAGGAGUCGGGCAAUGCUCAACUGCAGACAACGACGAUUGUCUCCGGUCAAUUGACUUCCGUAGACCCAAACCCAACGCUGCAGCAACAACAACAACAACAACAACAUCAGCAACAGCAACAACAGCAGCAACAACAACAGCAUCAGCAGCAGCAACAUCAUCAUCAGCAGCAGGCAACGCAAGCAGUUGAGAUAGAAUCGUGCUUUAAGUUUCCACUGCGGUCUCUUAAGGAGCUGAUCGAGCUGAACAAGAGCAUCUGCGGCGAUGAGUCGCUGUACAACAAGCUGUUCGAGCAUCUCACCAAAAUAAGACUGGAGUGUGACCAAAAUAUCGUCAUCAAUGCGCUAACGUCGAUUGUCAGCGACGAGGUGCUCGAUGCCGUUACGUGGGACACCGGGAAAAAGUUCAAACUGUCCUCGGUCGUUUUGUUCAGCGAUUCGCUGUACGUGGCCUGGUUUAAGGACAAAAUGAAGUACGAUGAGUACGUCGCCGAAAUGAAGGAUGCCAUCGAACGCUCGCACAAGCGGCACGCGAAAGUCAAAACGAAAAGAAACCAACAGAGCAAUCAGCUGCAGCAGCAGACGGUCUCCGUGAUGCACUCUCCCCUGGGGAGUAACGCAGUCGGCGCAAAUACCUCCGUCGGUGCGCCCCCCGGAGCGGUAAACUCUAUCAGUUGCGACAACAGUGCUUUAAUCUUAAAGGUGGAAUCUCUUGAGUAGUGUCGUCAUCCGUUUUAAGGUCUGUACCCCGAAUUGCCUGGUCCCAGACUGGCACGCACGACUUCUUUGACCAUCUUUUUUUUCGUUUUUAAACAGUUUGUAACCAUUAUACCGCCUGCUAGGUUUGUUUUUCGUUCUUGAAUUAUUGAAUUCUAGAGAAAUGUUAGAUUGAAUUUUACAAGCCAUCCCGGUUUCAUGUGACGCAAAUGUACGCAUUGAGAUUUUUCAAAAUUUUCUUUUCAACAGUUUUUACUCGACUAGCUUUGAAAGUGUCAGAAGAUGAAACAUAACCUAAAGCACAUAUAGAAAACAUCAUUGUGCAUGUUAAGCAAGGCUAAACUACACCGAUAAGCGUUAAUGAUAGUGGUGUUGGAUCUCUCAUAUCAGCACCGAGAGUGAACAAUUUAGUCAGCAAUUGUUUUGUUUCUUUUUAGUGUUGAUGUUUUUUAUCUCAUUUAUGGCCAUGCAAAAAUACGGCAUACAGGAAAAGCGGAUACACAAGCGGACAAGCGGAAGGUGUCAUAUGAAGUUUUUUAACUCAUCAUUAAGAAAUAUUCAAAAUGGUCAAAAGUGCAUCCUUAAAUAAGUACACGGACAAGUUAGGUUUAGAAAUUUAGAGUACAGUGAUGUGAACAAAUCCACGUACAAUAAAAAAAUGGCAAGACACUAAA
Anopheles coustani is the source of this 2236-nucleotide messenger RNA. Its product is annotated as serine/threonine-protein kinase pakD-like. The record is from RefSeq and is a predicted model, not a curated record. Bases 303 to 1565 code for a protein of 420 amino acids. Lineage: Eukaryota; Metazoa; Arthropoda; Insecta; Diptera; Culicidae. The transcript is spliced from 4 exons.